This is a messenger RNA of Eleginops maclovinus (Patagonian blennie), 924 nucleotides long. RefSeq lists its product as uncharacterized. Gene Ontology annotation, cellular component: plasma membrane. Gene Ontology annotation, molecular function: G protein-coupled receptor activity. NCBI's taxonomy places the organism in Eukaryota, Metazoa, Chordata, Actinopteri, Perciformes, Eleginopidae. Gene Ontology annotation, biological process: G protein-coupled receptor signaling pathway. Bases 1 to 924 code for a protein of 307 amino acids. The record is from RefSeq and is a predicted model, not a curated record. The transcript has a single exon.
AUGAUUUAUUUCUCUGUCAACCUCCUUGGUUUAAGAGUGGUCAUUUCUUGCAUAGGACUUGUGGGUAAUGUAUUUCUUAUCCUCGCCAUCAUUCAGACUAAGCUUGCCCGAGUCAAAUCCUUUGAGUUGUUCCUCUUGGGACUGUCCACUGCCAACUUGGAAGAAAUUGUCAUCGUGAACAUCUACGAUAUUAUCAUCCUCCAAACUCCCUCCUCCAACAUCAAAACUUGGUUGUGCCGCACGCUCCAGUUCCUGACGAUGUUUGGAGAAAUCGCCAGCAUCCUCUUCACCGUCCUCAUCUGCAUUUUUCGAGCGCAGAAGCUGAGGGAGGUUGAAAAGAGGGUCAAACCGAUCUACCUGGACAACGCCAGGUCGGCUUUGAUGGUGAGUGGGCUUUUGGUGAUGCUUGCCACGCUGCUUUGUAUCCCAGUUUUUGCCAUUAAGCUUCAAGGCCUUCCGGGAAACACAACAAGGAAUAGCAGCAGCUGCCCUCCCAACUUUUUUCAUUGUAUUGGGAACGAUUGCCCCAUAUUCAACCGCGUUUACAAGUACACAUUCAUCCUGGUGUGCUUCCUGCUGCCUCUGAUCAUUGUCACAGUCACCAGCUGCCUCAUCAUCGCGGUGCUGCUGAACCAGGGGAAGACGGUGACACCGGGCGUGAGUGAGAUUGGGUCGAGCCAGUUCAGUAUGAAGAACAAGGUCCAGAGGCUCCAGAGAAGCACAAUAGCUGUGCUGGCAGCGAUGGGGUUGUUCCAGGUAGACUGGAGUCUCUACCUGAUCUUCCAGCUGACCGUUAGCCCCACUGACUUUGCGUUUUGGGCUGAGACUGAGUUCUUUCUCACAACUUCCUACACAUCGAUCAGUCCCUAUGUGUACGGGUUUGGGAAUAGCCUGUUUUUAUGCAAGAACUUUAUUAAGAAGUAA